CAGAGGACGCUUGCAUCACUAUAGGUAUUUGGGGCAUGGAUGGUAUUGGCAAGACCACCCUUGCUGAAACUGUAUUUCACAGACUCUCUUCUAAUUUCGAAGGUUCUUGUUUUCUACAAAAUGUCAGGGAGAAAUCAGAAAAACCAGAUGGACUAGAUCGUUUGCAAAAUCAACUUCUGAGUGAGAUAUUCAAGGAAGAAUGCCUAUCCAUAGGAUCACCUGGUGUUCAAAAUAGGCUCAUCCGCACAAAGGUCCUCAUUGUUCUUGAUGAUGUGAGUAGCUCAAAGCAAAUGCAACGUUUAGCUGGCGAUCAUCUUCGGUAUGGCACUGGAAGUAGAAUCAUUAUCACAAGUAGAGAUAGGGGCACACUUAGACAAACUGUUGAAGAGGAUAAUAUCUAUGAGGUUGAGCUAUUAAAACCAGAUGACGCUCUUCAGCUCUUCUGUUUGCAUGCUUUCAAGAAUAACACUACUCGUAGAACAGAUUAUAAGGAGUUGGCAAAAAAGACUGGGGGUUAUGCCAGAGGCGUUCCUUUAGCUCUUACAAUUCUAGGGUCUUUGUUCUUCAAUUGCAAGAGCAAAGAAGACUGGGAAGAUGAAUUCAACAAAUUGAAACAAUUUCCCAAUGAAGAUAUCCAGAAAGUGUUGAGAAUAAGUUAUUAUAGAUUGGAAGAAAAUGAGAAGCAGAUAUUUCUGGAUAUAGCAUGUUUUCAUAAAGGGAAGGAAGUGAAGGAGGUAAAACGAAUGUUAGCUGUUCGUGGAUUCUUUGCGACAGUCGGAAUUAGAAUUCUCAUUGAUACGUCUCUCAUAUCAAUUUAUUCAGAUAAAUGGAAAGGGGAAAUCAUAGAGAUGCACGAUUCACUACAAGAAAUGGGAAGGACAAUUGUUCAAGAACAAUGUAUUAAAGAUCCCGGUAAACGAAAUAGGGUUUUCAUAGAUGAGGAUGUCUAUCGUGUGCUGAAGAGUAACACGGGAACUCCAAUUGUUGAAGCUAUAUUGCUUAACUGGCAUAACAGUGAAGUGCGACCAUUGAAACGUGCAGACUUCAAACUGAUGUCAAACCUAGUAGCGCUAAGUGUGCAUUCUCGAAUAUUUGACUGCAAAUCCACCGCUUCUCUAGACCUUCCUGGUUCUCUUCGUUACCUUUACUGGAAUAGAUAUCCACUGGAAUCUUUGCCGUCAAAUUUUUCACCGGAAAAUCUAGUUGAGCUUCAUAUGCCAUGUAGCGAAGUUAAGAAGCUUUGGAAAGAAGACCAGAGACUUGUGAACUUAGAAGUGAUCGAUUUGCAGUACUCUACAAAUCUCACUGAAGUUCCAAAUCUCUCUGGGAGUCUAAAAAUUGUGCACAUAGAUCUCUCUGGUUGUGGAAGUUUGGCUGAAAUUCCAGGGUAUUUUCAAGAUCUUGGCAAGCUUACUCAUCUUCAUCUUGCACUCUGCACUAGUCUCAAGUAUCUUCCAGAGAUGCCAGGAAAUAUUAAAUACUUAGAUUUAUUGGGCAGUGGUAUAAAGGAGUUGCCCCAAUCAGUUUGGUCUCACGAAAAAAUUUCUUACUUGAAUAUAAGUCAUUGCAGAUACCUUGAGAAACUUCCAAGCAACAAGUGUAAACUGAAAAUCUCUGGUUCUUUUAAUCUAGAUUGGCACACAUCUCUUGGCGAGUUUUCUGAGCUUCCCAGGGAUAUAAGUAAAUUAUCAUUGGUUGGUUGCAAGAGACUUGUGAGUCUACCAACCAACAUUUGGAAAUUGAAAUAUCUUGAGGAACUCAAUCUCUCCAACUGCUUUAAACUUGAAAACUUCCCAAAGAUUUUGGAGCCAAUGGAACAUUUGAAGUCCUUAAAUUUAAGUGGAACAUCAAUUAAAGAGCUACACUCAUCAAUCGAGUUUCUCCCUGCACUCAAAAGAAUUCAACUACAAGGUUGCAAAAGGUUUUCAAGUAUCCCAAAGAGCAUUUGUAAGUUGAAGUAUCUUGAGGUACUCGAUUUCUCUUUGUGCUCCGAACUUGUAAACUUCCCAGAGAUUUUGGAGCCAAUGGAACAUUUGAAGUCCUUAAAUUUAAGUGGAACAACGGUUAAAAAGCUACACUCAUCAAUCGAGUUUCUCCCUGCGCUCAAAAGAAUUCAACUACAAGGUUGCAAAAGGUUUUCAAGUAUCCCAAAAAACAUUUGUAAGUUGAAGAAUCUCGAGGUACUCGAUUUCUCUUUGUGCUCCGAACUUGUAAACUUCCCAGAGAUUUUGGAGCCAAUGGAACAUUUGAAGUCCUUAAAUUUAAGUGGAACAACGAUUAAAGAGCUACACUCAUCAAUCGAGUUUCUCCCUGCGCUCAAAAGAAUUCAACUACAAGGUUGCAAAAGGUUUUCAAGUAUCCCAAAAAGCAUUUGUAAGUUGAAGAAUCUUGAGGUACUCGAUUUCUCUUCGUGCGCUGAACUUGAAAACUUCCCAGAGAUCUUGGAGCCAAUGGAACAUUUAAAGUCCUUAAAUUUAAGUGGAACAUUGGUUAAAGAGCUACACUCAUCAAUCCAGUUUCUUCCUGCGCUCAUAAGAAUUUAACUACGAGGUUGCAAAAGGUUUUCAAGUAUCCCAAAGAGCAUUUGUAAGUUGAAAUAUCUAUGUCAUUUAAGAAAAUUUGGGAGAAGAAAAAAAGCCUCGUUGUAAGACCUAGAGAGCAGAAGCAAUCCUACUGGCUACUGCUGUGGUAUCAAAGAUCUGUGUGAUCAUUAUGUUUCAAAGAUCUUUUCAAAAUGAAUCUAAAAUUCUGGACUAACCUCUACAUGCUACAGAAAGGGUCUUUACAAACCUUAAAAAAAAGCACAAAAGACAACUUAUAGGUAGACACCAUAAAUUUACAGGUUCAGGCAGCUCAUCUAGCUUCCCAUACUUGCAAAAUCCAUCAAUAAGUCACGGGUCUCUUUAACCUGAUGUUAUUGGUUUAGUUUAAGAAAGAACUAAUUUAGCUGGCUAAAAUGACUAAAGUAGUGAACCUAUAAGUGGCCAUGUUUUAUCAUUUCUUAUAUUCCUGAUAGUUUAGCUGGCUAAAAAAACUAAAUAGUAGUGAACGUAUAAGUCCUUCGCGAGUUUUCUGAGCUUCCCAGGGAUAUAGGUAAAUUAUCAUUGGUUAAUUGCCAUAAACUUGUGAGUAGCAACAAAUAUUUGUAAGUUGAAAUAUCUCAGAGGAACUCGAUCUCUCCUAUUGCUUUAGACUUUAAAACUUCCCAAAGAUCUUGGAGCCAAUGGAACAUUUGAAGUCCUUAAAUUUAAGUAAAACAGCGGUUCAAGAGCUACACUCAUCAAUCCAGUUUCUCCCUACACUCCAAAUAAUUCAAUUACAUGAUUGCAAAAGGCUUUCAAGUAAUCCAAAGAGCAUUUGUAAGUUGAAAUGUCUCAAGCAUCUCGAUCUCUCUUCGUGCUCUGAACUUGAAAACUUCCCCGAGAUCUUGGAGCCAAUGAAAGAUUUGAAGUUCGUUUAAGUGGAAUAGCGGUUCAAGAGCUACACUCAUCAAUUGAGUUUCUCCCUGCGCUCCAAAUAAUUGAAUUACAUGAUUGCAAAAAGUUUUCCAAGUAUCCCAAAGAGCAUUUGUAAGUUGUAAUAUCUAAGUCAUUAAAUAGAAAAUUUGGGAGAAGA
This is a messenger RNA of Malus domestica (apple), 3615 nucleotides long. RefSeq names its product disease resistance protein RPV1-like. The record is from RefSeq and is a predicted model, not a curated record. Gene Ontology annotation, molecular function: ADP binding. Gene Ontology annotation, biological process: defense response. NCBI's taxonomy places the organism in Eukaryota, Viridiplantae, Streptophyta, Magnoliopsida, Rosales, Rosaceae.